Molecule: messenger RNA, 3129 nt
Organism: Cladocopium goreaui
Lineage: Eukaryota; Dinophyceae; Suessiales; Symbiodiniaceae
Source: the annotation of a GenBank genome assembly
AUGGAAGUUACUGUUGGACACACUGAAGAACGAAGGGAAGCUGAUCCAGCAAUUCACUUCACGGAUCUCCUUGAUGCACUGGAACUGUACAAAGACAUUGCCACAUACAAGUCGCGUUUCAUAUUCGCUGACGUCAAGGCUCGCUACACAGCAGGGAUUGGACGUGUUCCAGAAGCGCACAAUCUUCUGGAAGUCUGUGCUCUGACAGAGGGUCCAAGCAGAAGAGCUCGAAAGCGAAGGACAGCUGUUGAGUACCUGGGUCGCACCAAGGCAGAUGCCAAGCUGUGUCGCUCGGCAGUAGGAUCGGCGAUCUACCUGUCGCUGGACAGAAGGGAGAUCCAGCACGCAGUGAAAGAAGGUUCCAAGCUCAGACACCCAGAAGUCUGUGAGUUCUAUGUGCAAAGGAGCUUUGCAGUCCAAGCAGAUAGCUUUGGGCAAGGUCUCAACCGUGACCAGCAGCAUGCGUGGAAGACUCCUACGCCAGCUUGUGUCGGUUGGAUCAAAGACCAAGAUCGAGCGGGAAGAACCGCCACGGCCUGUCGGCAAAAUGGACAAAUGGUCGGGUGCAUCAAGGCUCUUGUUGUCCUGAGCCAAGUUCAGGCUGUGGCAGGGCAGCCAACGUACUGCCUGUCCCCAUACGAAUGGUACGCAUUGUACUUCUUGGCCGCAAUCGGCACUUGUGUGCUGAUAUGGAAACUGGCACAACAGUUCAUCGCUUGUUGUGUGGACUGGUUAUGUCCAAUCGAGCCAGCAACGCAAGACACGGGCCAUGAGGUGCAAUUGCACAUCCAAGAUCAGCAGAUCACCUUACGAAUCAGGGUGACUGCCACCAGAAACAAUCAGCAGCUAACGCUGACUAAUCCAGCGCCAGCGGCAACCCCGCGGUCAGAGCCAGCGGUAAACCCGCGGACACCAGCGGAAGCCCCGCGGUCUCCUGAGGAACUUACUCCUCGAGGGAUCGAGAGGUGGCAUGAGGAACGUUGGGUCCAAGAAGCCGCAGAGGCCAGAAUGACCAUGCAGGAGUUGAUUGAAUGGCGCAACCAAGAAGAGGCUCUCCUACGAGGAGAGCAUCCCGACGGCAUGUCGGACUUCCAGGACUCUGAGUCAAGUGAGUCCGAGGCGGCACCAGCCAGCGCGGGCAGCACCGCGGAACAGUGGGCAGCUCCGCCUGAGUGGGCAGAUCCGCCGACCCGGGAACCGGAAAGCGAAGCCGAUGCAGCCAGCAUCGAGCGGAGCGACCCGUUCGCCCAUGUGUCUCCAGCAGAAUUCGAAGAAUGGAGACGGCCGGUGACGCAAAGCGAUUUGGGUUUAUCACUGAGUGUUGCCAGUGCCACUGCUAUGACCCACUCGUCCGGCUGGGUGAUGCGCCAGUAUGGAUCGGGACAUCGAUUGGCGGAGGUAUGUUGGAUGGGCGUUCUGACCUUGCAGCUUUGGGAGUUGGUGAUGCGUUUUCCUGUUCUGAACCCUCGGGAAGUGCAGGACGAGUGGCGUUUGAUGACCAACGCCGACUGGUCCCUGCUGCUGUUGACGGAUUUCCCCAUUUGGGGCGUCCUCAGACAGGCCCAAGGACGAGUGACCUCAUGUCCAGCUUACACCCACUCACCUUCUGCGCGGCACGCGGUGGGUGCGCGCAGAUGUCCACUUCCACGCUGCGACGAGAUGGACCAAGAUGUGAAGGAUCAGCAGUACUACAUCGAUGCAGUGGUGAAUUCGGCACUGGUAGGCGAUCAGCUUUACAUGAUGAUCCCACCACAGCGGCCGCGGUGUCCUCUGGGUCUGGCAGCCAUAGAGCUGGCAGUGGCACUGGUGGAGGUGUCCCAGUUUGGCGGUCAGAAGGCUUGGCCCAAGCUGGUGCAUGUUGUGGCUGGCGCGCAACGGCGCAUCAUCCGCUAUUUGGAGGAGGGGCUAUAUGAAGCUCCUACCCGUACGGAUGAUAUGGGUCCUGUAGCUGCAGAUCCUAUGGGAGAGCUACUGUCCUCUCGAUGGGAUGUCGUGGGGCUGCUACAUGCGAUGCAGGUGAUUCUGCUCCGAUCCACCGAUGGCCAUCCUUUUCGGCCUCUACCGUGGUUGGUGGCCGAGGCUCCUCAUGGACCUUCGAUCUUGAAGGAUACCCAAAGCACUCUGGGAGGCUAUGUGCGCUACCUGUUAGCCGAGUUGCGCAGCGAGUUCUGGGGCGCCGGUGAUGGCGUUGAGAAUUUUGUGCUACGCGUCCUCCAUGAAGGACGGAGGCACCUGGAGAAGUCAACAAGGGUCUUUGUGGAUGUGGGCGCCUUUUGUUAUCGCCACGAAUGUUUGCCUCGUGUGCUGCUGAAUGAGGUGGCCAAAGAUCAUCGAGGUAACAUCAAGGUGUAUGCCUUGGAACCAAAUCGACGGAACUUCUUGCGCACGCAGGCGCUGUUGGCGCGUCUGCCAAAACGCUGGCGGCGCCACUUGCAUCUGCAGCGGGCGGCGGCGGGAAACCACUCCCGCAGCCAGGUGGUACUGCAUGGCAUUGGGGCCAAAGCGUCACUAAAGGCAGAUGCCUACGGCGGCCUCCUUUGGCGGCAAACAGGGGAAGGUCGCGUGCAGAGCGAGGUGGAUCGCUACGUGGAAACGGUGUCGUUGAAGCGCUUGGACCAUUGGAAGGUCUUGCCCCGGAGACUUGAGCUGCUGAAAAUCGAUGUGGAGGGCAGUGAGAUGGAUGUUCUGCAGGGUGCCAGGUCCAUCAUUGAGGAGCAGCGGGUCAACAGCAUCGUUCUGGAGUACUCGCACUUCUGGAGUGCCAAGUUGAAAACCCUGGCGGAAGACAUGUCUGCGAAGGGCUACGAUGGCUACUUCCUGGGUACCCACUGCAUUUUACCCUUCAGUGGAUCGAAGAUGGAGUGGUGGCAUGAUGUCUAUGAGGUUUGCGCCAAGAUCAAAGAUCGAAUCUAUCGUGGCAUGGCCGGCUGGUGUUGGCUCAAUGUGGUCUUCCUGUUGAGAGGCUCCAGAUUGAGCCGGAAGGCAUGGCAGUGGGUGCCAGUUGAGGGCCACUGUACCAAGACACUGCUGGGAUCUCAAAAGAAUGGGCCGGCGGCGUUGCGGUUCGCUGCGGCCUUGCGGUUGGGAAUCCUAAAGAUGCCCGUUCUGUUGGUGGCUCGGUCGGGCUGA